Molecule: messenger RNA, 630 nt
Organism: Ipomoea nil (Japanese morning glory)
Lineage: Eukaryota; Viridiplantae; Streptophyta; Magnoliopsida; Solanales; Convolvulaceae
Product: E3 ubiquitin-protein ligase ATL6-like
Exons: 1
Coding region: 1-630 (209 amino acids)
Source: RefSeq, a predicted model, not a curated record
AUGACGACGGCCCAAACGCAUUCACCGGCCUUCAGCGCUAACGACAAUACGGAUGAAGAAAACCGGCCUUUCUACGCCGUUUGUCUUAAUGGCAUCUGCGACGACGAGAAGUGCCGGAAGUUGAGCGAGUGUGAACAUUGUUUCCACGUCAACUGCGUUGAUGCGUGGCCGCAAAACCACUCUACGUGCCAGCUUUACAGAGCCCAAGUUUCCGAUCACAUUUUCCGGCAAGAGUGUGAGGGUGGGGUUUUGGAUUUGUUUGUUUCGUGGUCUCAGAUCGUCUUUGUAGAGCCCAAGUCUCCGAUCAUGUACUGCUGUGUUUCUUCUUCCAUAUCCUCGCUCAGAUCGUCAAAGGCAUGUCGUCGCUCACUCAAGUCCUCUCCUACCUCAGCUUCCGCAACAACUGCUUCCUCUCCUCUCCGCCUCUGGAGUUCAAGCCGCUAUGGACGGUUGAGCUAUCCGAGUUCCCCAAGCCUGAGGAGGCGUUGCCUCCGCCUCCGCCGCCCUCUGUGGCCGUUUAGCCUCUACCAAUCGCCAAGGGAAGAAUCACCGGUUUCGACGGCGAGCAUCCUCUGCCGAGUGUAUAAAUGUCGGAGGCAAAGUGAAAUUCCUACACUACCUCACAUUUAA